AUGGCGCGCCUGAGGGGGAGGCUGCUGUCCUGCUUCUACUGUGGGAAGCGGUCAUCUAUUCGAUAUGAUGGCCGGAUACGCGACUUUCUCUGCGCACAUUGCGAUGCGACAAACUACCUGGACGAGCAUGGCGACGUCACCGACCCUCCUGCCCUCGAAUCUUCCACGCCAAAGCGAUUCGUCAAACAAUUGCCAUCUCGACCAGCAUCACCCACAGACAGCAUUUUCUGCGCUACGUGCCUGAAGAACCAACAUCUAUUUACCAGGUCAUUGGCCCAGUACGAGUAUCUCCCCGACGAUCCUUCUCAUCCCGACUACGCCGAACUGGAGCGCAAAUACUUCCGCUACCGCAAAGAACUGGAGAGACGCUACCCUCAGAUAUGCGAAGACUGCGAUGUUAAAGUCCAGGAGCGGAUAAAAAAAGCAGAUUAUACUGCACAAACGGAAUUUUUGAGACAGAUGAUGGAAAAGAGCCGAGGCAGAAGAGUUCCUAAGAGGAUGACCUCUCUUGAUGUGGUAAACGCUAUGGGACGAUGGCUGUGGUGGGGAGGCUUUAUUAUUCAAAUUGUUUGGCACUUGGUAAGCGCAUUACAUGUGCUAGACAAGCGCGAGGAGAGCGGCAUGCGUGAUCCAGACGACGAGAGCACUUCAAAGCAGGUGAUUGCAUGGUUGAACUGGCUACGGGCUUUCCUGCCCGCUGCUGAGGCCUUGAUUGGGUGGAGUAUCUGGGUUGGGUUCCUCUCUGCUUGGUGGAAUCCCUACUUUGUGCAGCUUAUCCGUGGGUUUACACGGCAUCUAUUUGGAUUCACGCAGUGGUAUUGCUUUCAAGGUCUCAUCAUCUUCUUCCGGUACAUCUUUCGCUCUGUUCUCCAUAUGCAGGGUGGCCAGGCUCAGUCCACUGCGGCACAGCUGAGCGCGCAUUUUGCAAUGGCUAGCAUUAUGGGAUUGAUCUACUAUCUUGCCAGGGGGUCUAUUAAAGUCGAUACGACACCACUAUUUAAGUCAACUAGGAAGACAGUAUCUGCAGGCCAGCAAAGACCUUUGCCGACCCCUAAAAAGAAAAUACGAGAGCCGAAGACUCUUGCCGAGGCUCUAACUGAAGCGCUGGAAUCGGCAAACCCGUCGCCGGUCAAAAAUCCAUCGCCCAUCAACUAUCCCACUCCUCAGCGACCACAGCGACCACUGAACCAGUUGCCGUCUCCUCGAUUCACUAAACAUCCGUUCCAAACACCCCAUGAUGAACUCUCUUUUGCCGGCUUCAGCAUAUCAGACAAAUCUCCUCAAAAGGCCCUUCGCGGACAAGAUCCUGAUGCCAUGGAUUGGUCCCCUCUACCAAAGCAUGCUCAAAGAUCGCAAUACCGGGCUUUUCAAGACUCUCCCACGUCUAAACCUGGCGCUCGUCCAUUCGGCCAAUCCCCCACACAGCCCGACAGUGGGCCAUUUUGGUUCAAGGUACCACCUGCACCGGCGAACCCAGCACAGCGAUUGCGCCAUCCCCAGGGUGCUCCGCUGUUUAAGAGGGCGUUUUCGGUUGAGCCAAAGAAGGAAGAGAGUAGUUUCGGUUUCGGAAUGGGUCAUUUGGACGAUAGGCGAGAGGAAAUGCCGAGAGCGAGCAGCGUGGACUUUAAGAGUCCUAGUUUUUUCGCACCGGAGGGGCCUGACGAUACAGAUGCGCUGGCAGAUGCCCUUGGACAGAGCUUCAGUUUUGCCAGCGUCAUUGACGAUGAAUCCGACUCUGAGAAAACCGUUGUGAACGACGAUAUUCCUAGUAUCCCUAUCCACUCAAACCCCAUCCUCUCGAGUUCGCAGUCCUCGCACAAAUAUGACCUCUACUUUUUGAUGGCCAUCCUCCCUUCCUGGUUCCUUCCACUGGUCAUUACAACUCCUUAUGCUAGAGAAGCACGGCUUGCGAUUUUAGCUAUUGCUGGCGUCAUCGCCAUUCGUAGCAUUGGAGGUGCUACUCAUCAGAUCUUACGCGGCGGCGAUGACUCGUCUGGAUUGGCUAUGUCCCUUGCUACCGUUACGAGUGUUCUUGAGCUAAGCGCUAUUUGCUGGACAGGAUGGCAACUAUGGACGAACGAGAGCGACAUUUUUCAACAUGGUGCUUCUGUAUUGGCCUUUAUGCUGGGCCACCAAGAACUGAGGGGCUUUUCUUUGAGACGAAGUUCGUGA
Molecule: messenger RNA, 2172 nt
Organism: Trichoderma virens Gv29-8
Lineage: Eukaryota; Fungi; Ascomycota; Sordariomycetes; Hypocreales; Hypocreaceae
Exons: 3
Coding region: 1-2172 (723 amino acids)
Biological process (GO): nuclear inner membrane organization
Cellular component (GO): chromosome, centromeric core domain; nuclear inner membrane; microtubule organizing center attachment site
Source: RefSeq, a predicted model, not a curated record